Messenger RNA from Amphimedon queenslandica, 1315 nucleotides. RefSeq names its product ATP-dependent DNA helicase Q-like SIM. The record is from RefSeq and is a predicted model, not a curated record. Gene Ontology annotation, cellular component: nucleus; cytoplasm; chromosome. Gene Ontology annotation, biological process: double-strand break repair via homologous recombination. Gene Ontology annotation, molecular function: nucleic acid binding; 3'-5' DNA helicase activity; ATP binding. The coding region runs from base 1 to 1263 and encodes 420 amino acids. The transcript has 3 exons. Lineage: Eukaryota; Metazoa; Porifera; Demospongiae; Haplosclerida; Niphatidae.
AUGGAAGAUAAGCUAGAAAAGUGUGUUUUAGAAGCUGCCAGUCGUUUUGGGUUUUCUUUGAAAGAAAAACAGCUUGAAGCUAUUAUGACUUUCAUGUCUGGCAAUGAUGUGUUUGUGUCACUUCCUACAGGAUAUGGAAAGUCUUUGAUAUAUGCACUUUUACCUGUAGCAUUUGAUUUAUUCAAAGAACAAUAUGGCAGCAUUGUUAUCUGUGUCAGUCCUUUGGUAUCCCUCAUGAUGGACCAGAAAGCAAAGUUUUUACCGAUGGGCAUUGUUGCUGAGUUUGUAGGUGAAGGUCAACUUGAUUCGACUGCAAUAGAGAAGGUGCUUCAUGGAGAUAUCCAACUGCUAUACAUCAGUCCGGAAAGUUUGAUUUGCAAUCCCAUGUAUAGGAACAUGCUGUUAUCUCCUAUAUACAAAAAUAAAUUGGUUGCAUUAGUUAUAGAUGAAGCUCACUGCAUCAAAUCAUGGGGUGAUAGCUUUCGUGUUGCAUAUGCCCAUCUUGGAGACACGCGAAGUUUAAUACCAUCACAUGUUAAUAUAUUAGCAUUGACAGCAACAGCAACUAAACAUACUUUUCGUAUUGUCUGCCAGAGUUUAUCUCUGAGGGAACCAGUUUUAAUAGGGUGUUUACCUGAUCGAAGUAACAUAUAUUAUGAAGUGCAACCUCUGCCUGAAAUAGAAGAGUUCUGUGAGGAGAUAGCCAAGGAACUGAAGGAAAUGGGUAUGGAAUAUCCUAAGACUAUAAUCUUUCAACAGAACUAUAGCGAUUGUCAAGUUAUGUACCGUAUACUGUCACGAAAGUUAGGACCUUAUAUUACAUUCCCACCACACCACCCAAAGCAUCUGGAAUUUGCUAUGGUAAUGAAGUAUACACGGGCAUCUACUGUAGAAGUAAAGGAGAGCGUUUUAAGGUCUUUUAGUGAUCCGAAAGGAAUAUUGCGUAUUGUACUGGCGACUACUGCCUUCGGUAUGGGGGUUGAUGUUGCUGAUGUCCGAGUUAUUUAUCACUGGCGUCCUCCUUCCAGUCUAGAACAGUAUGUUCAGGAAUCAGGCAGAGCAGGACGUGACAAUAAGCCAUCUAAAGCUAUUCUACUAUAUGGAAAGCCUAGCAAAUUUGUAGAACAAGGAGUCAAAGAUUAUGGAAACAACAAAACCAAAUGCCGCAGGCAAUUGUUACUCAACGAUUUUUUAUUUGUUAUGAAUCAUGAUUCAACUGAUAAUGAUAAUAAUAAUUGUUGUGAUGUAUGUAUAAAGCUGUAAAUUAUUGAAUUUUAAAUGAAGUUUGGAAUGAUGCGUUCAAUAAUCCAAUCCU